Messenger RNA from Peniophora sp. CBMAI 1063, 1365 nucleotides. The record is from the annotation of a GenBank genome assembly. NCBI's taxonomy places the organism in Eukaryota, Fungi, Basidiomycota, Agaricomycetes, Russulales, Peniophoraceae.
AUGACGAACAGCCUCUCUUACCUCCGCGAAAGAGUGUCUUUCAGUCACAUCUUAGCCGUCUCCAUCAUCCUGCGCGUGGGCCUCAUCGUCUAUAGCGAAUGGCAUGACGCGCGGUCAGUCGUGAAAUACACGGACGUAGACUAUCGAGUGUUCAGUGAUGCGACACACUUCCUUUUGCACCCUGGUCCGGACAACUUCGCCGAUGGCUCGCUAGGAAAUCACGCUAUAGGAAAUCCUUACACACGUGCUACCUAUCGAUAUACCCCAUUGCUGGCCGUCUUGCUUGCUCCAAACGAAUGGUUCCUCCCCUCCUUUGGGAAAUAUCUGUUUGCCGCGUGUGAUAUCGUAGCAGGCAUUCUCAUCUACCGCUUAGUUGCACGGACCACGCCUACUCGAGAUAUUUCUGGUCCUUCAAACACAAAGGCAUCCGAUACGACAGCUGCACAAACUCAGACAGACACUGUUCAGCCAUCAAAAGAUGCUAAGGCAGCACUUUGUGCAGCUGCGCAUCUUCUGAGCCCCUUCGUGUUUAGCAUAUCCACCCGCGGCUCUUCGGAGUCCGUACUAUUGCUCUUCGUACUUGGCACCCUAUCAUGCGCCCUUCGCGGCCAGUGGACGAUGGCUGCAGCACUUCUAGGCUUGUCUGCUCACUGGAAGAUAUACCCUGUUGUCUAUGGCAUCUCCUGCGUUACCGCCUUGGCUGGCGAGCAACUUGCGAAAGGACGUGCGACACUGCAUUUACGACGCGCUGUCGUUGACGUUGUAAAGUUUACCGCGGUGAGCGCUGGCACGUUCGUGGCGCUCGGGCUGUCUAUGUAUGCAAUUUGGGGUCAGCCGUUCCUAGAAGAGACGUAUCUGUACCAUAUUCACCGACGCGAUCAUCGCCACAACUUUGCGCCGCACUUCUACCCAACGUAUUUGACGUACUCGGGCAUCCAUGAUGAUGGCGCUGUGCCUUUAUGGAGAACUCUCGCUCGCUCUCCGCUGGCAAGUUUUGGCCCACAGAUGCUUCUCGCCGUAGCAGCAGGUGUGCUCCUCGCACGACGCCGUCAAGACCUCAUACUUGCAUGGUUCGUCCAGACCUUUGUAUUCGUGCUGUUCAACAAGGUCUGCACCUCGCAGUACUUCCUUUGGUACUUGCUCUUUCUACCCUUGCUCGCCCCACACUUGCGGAUAUCCUCACGCAAGGCCAUCAUCUGCGCGGUCGUUUGGUUCGGCACGCAAGCCCUAUGGCUCAGUCAAGCCUACAAGCUAGAGUUCCUAGGAGAGGGGGUGUACUACAAUCUGUGGGCGUGCGGUGUAGUCUAUGUGGCAGGUAACGCGUGGGUAGUCGGUGCAAUCUUGGAUGCGUACGAAGGCAAAUGA